Messenger RNA from Trichobilharzia regenti, 2601 nucleotides. Lineage: Eukaryota; Metazoa; Platyhelminthes; Trematoda; Strigeidida; Schistosomatidae. The record is from the annotation of a GenBank genome assembly.
AUGGGUUUUACAAGUGUUUUGCAAGGUCUUUUUCAGUCUAUAAGUUUGUCUCCUUAUUAUAACUACAAGUCAGCAUUGGAGAAGAAAUGCGCUUGGACAUCACAACACUGUAAAAAUGGGAUAUGCACAGAACAUGUACAAUUUUACUUUCUGGAUGAACGGAUCUGUAAACUAAACGUCAUUGCUCUCAAAGAUUGCGCUGUGUCAAACAAUAGAGGUUAUGUAAAAAUAUCUGUACUUUUGACCCCUCCACCGUCAUAUGGCAUUACUUCCAUAUUGUGCUCUCCAUGUGGACAGUUCAUUGCACUCAUCUGCGAAACAAGUGUGUAUGUUAUUGAUGGAAGUUUUGGACCCAAAGAAUUUAACCAGGACCAAGUUGUUCGCGCAAUUUACUGCGCUAUUGACCUCAGAGAUCUUUCCUCUCAGACUAAACUGAACUCCGUAAUUAUGAAGGUGCGAUGGCAUCCCAAAUCCAGUCGAACCUUAGUUGUUGUAACUGAUAAUUCUUCGAUAUAUUAUAUCUGCUGCGUGAAGUCUUCAGAGAGUCAAAGUAUUCGAUUCAAUUUAUGGCUUGAGGCAGACCUUCACACAUUUACACAUAGUGUCCUCGAUGCAACAUACCAGGACUUAAACGACUCAGACGCAAGUUGUGGUGAUGAGAAUGAUGAGAAUUCAAUACUGUCUAACAACAAAAUGGACUUAAGUUUCGCUUUGGGCAGCAAGUGUGUGGAUUUCGAUUUUGGUUCUCCGUCGUGUGCAUCAAAACGGGGUUCGACAGAAGUUCAGUUAAAGGAUUGCUGUUUGUUCUUAUUGUAUGAAACAGGUGAUGUGAUUCAAGUGUGUGGUUGUUUAUCUGUUCGAAAAGCCAAUCAGUUAGAAAUAAAUGUCUUACGUAUUUUACCACCAUCAAUUGAUAAUUAUGGUGAUGGAUUCUGUGCUAUUCAUUGUGUCCGCCCCAUCGAUAUCCAAGAAAUAUUUGCAUUUGAAAAACCUCCUGAUGUACUUGUAUUGGCGGAUAAAUUUGGUCGUUUGCAUAAUGGCAUUGUUCUACGGGCCAAUUUACCUGAUCAGAAUAAAAUAAAGCAAACCACUGGUCCAUCAGUCCUGCUUUGUCUGAUCGAUAUUGUGGAUCUUGAUUUGACUACCAAUGCAACAGCUGAUCAAGAAGAGAAGUCUUUCCGAAGAAAUGAUACACGAUAUCGCUACACAGAUACUAGUAUGCCCAAUUCUUCAAGUUGUGAGGAAUACGAUCACUUUGAUUCUCCAUCAUUGUCACUGGAACCAGCACAUUUGAAUUUUUUAGACAACAUUGAAUUUAACUGUGCCGCGGUAGAUGGUUCUGAUUUUGUUAAAACCAGAAUUUCUGGGAUGAAAUACUCUCAUCAAGGUUAUUAUGUGAUACAUCAUAUGGGCAUUCAUCUUGUUAGUCUACCAUGGAUAAAAAAUCUUUCACAAUGGUGCAGUGAAUUCAAUACGGAACUGUUAGGAGAAUGUGAAAAACUCACUAGUGAAGACAUUAGAGAUUGGCAGUCAUGUGUGAGGCACCUAGUCUGUGGUCAGAUUAUCGUCUCAACACCAGGGGAAAUAAAUGAAGAAAAUGAAGGAAAAUUUAGAUUAGCUGGUUUUAUGGAGUUGCCAAGUAAUUUACUAGUGAUGAAAGAUAAAGGUGAUCAAGAAUCAAAAAAGUCAGGCAUAUUAGAUAGUUCCAGAUCAUCUAGAGGUGUCACAAUUUUGUUUAUUCGUGCACCAAUACAACCGAUUGAAUCAGAUUCACGAUCAAUCGAUCAUUCAUGUUUGGUGCAAUCCUUAAGUCUUACAGUCAAACUUGACGCCUGCGUGAAGCAGCAACGGUACAGCAAAAGAUCCGAAUUAAGAAAUACUGAUCUAUCUAAAUCUACUAACCGUUCUGAUUUUACUGCACAUAUACAACAAAUACUAUCUGAUGAUGAUUCACAUUUCCCAGUGAUAACAGCCUUGAAUUUACAACUUGACCUUUCUCAACAACAUUUAGUACAAUUUUUUAUCAAGGUUUCUGAUGCACUGCGUAAAGGACCCUUAGAUCGUUUAAUGAAGGCUCGUUCAUUUAUUGAUCAGCAUUCUAGAAGAUUGAAAGAUCUCAUAUUAGCUCAGUAUUCGGAGGCAGAAAAACUUUUAUCUAAACGUCAAGAACUACAGUCUAAAGCUGAAAAUUUAGCAAAACGUCAGGCUGUAGUCACAGAACGUCAAGCCAUGUUAGAUAAACGAAUGGCUAAUUUGUCAGGUCGUUUAGCUGGUUUGGGUGAAGGUCCUACCAAAGCUGAAAUAGCUAUGCAUAAUGAAGUACUUGUUAUUCGUGAUCGCCUACAUAAGGGUCUUAGACAGUGGUUGUCAACACUUCAGAACCGCCGUGCUAAGUUAGAGAAGCAACUAAUGCUGUGUAGAAAGACAGGUCGAUUGUCCGUCUGUACGCCCGUCUCUGGUAACAUCUCCAGAAAUGAAGAGGAUAAUGAGGGAAAUCAGUGGCAGCUGGUAUCAGAUGAACUUCGACGUGAAACUGUGGAAAUCAAAAUGUUGAUUAAUGCAGUUAAAACACUGAAUACAAAAUCUAUCAAUCCAACUUGA